UCCGUAGUUUUAUCGUUGUUCUGAGGAAAGGUGAAGCAUUCAGUGGAAGAUCUCAGCUGAUACCUUCAUCUGUCCUCCAUCCUUCUGAUCAGUGCCUUUAGUAGUUCACGUCUCUGCAUGAAGAUGAUCAACGUUUGAUAGCAGAUGCUUAACUUCUGAAUCAUUUCCUUAUUAAUCUGAUGGUGGGACCAGGUUGUCGGGUAGGACACAGAUUAGCCUUUGCAGAUUAUCCACAGGUCAGUGGUGGAGGGACAUUAGAACAUCUCCAAGCACCUCAGAGAAGUCACAUGUGUGGAGGCUCGGUUCCUGUGGAUCCACACGGAUAGAGGGGUGGAUGGAGGAUUGAGCUAUGCAGAGCCUCCAGCCUGUUAAUGUGUCUCCAGGGUUCUCUGGUUCUGGUCGGUCUCCAGGUUUCAAAGGUUAAUCACCCUCAGCUCCUAUUCACUCAUUAACAGAGACCUGCAGAUUUUCCUGGUUCUUUAGCUUCCUGUGAUUCCAGCAGUCCAGACUUUUAUGCAGUUUAGAAUCCACAUUUUGAUAUGCAUCAGGUCCAUAAUUUAAACCGUCUUAGUCCAGCAGAACUGAGGCUGUUAAUUAGACAGAACCAUCCCAGAAUCAGAACUACGACUGGAUUAGCACCAGGAUACCAGCAGGCCAACGUCGUGGUCCUGCCGAACCACCUGGCUGAUGACUUUGAGGGUUUCUGUCACUGUAACCCCGCCCCCCUGCCCCUCCUUUACCGCAGCCAACCAGGAGAGACUUCCUGUGAUCCUCUGGCUAAAAGUGCUGACAUCAGGAGCGAUGUCUCUGAGUACUGCGUGUAUGAGGACGGUCGUCUGGUGAAGGCCGUCUCCAGUCUGCAGAGCUACAGCAGCCAGUCCAGGACGGCAUCAGAGCAGCACGGCCCGCCGGCAGACAUGGUCACCUUCUAUCUCGGCUGCAGCUUCGGCUUCGAGGGCAAGCUGCAGGAAGCUGGAAUCCCUGUUAGGAACGUGGAGCAAGGCCGGAACGUCAGCAUGUACAGGACUGCGGUCGGCUGUGUUCCCCUCGGAGUGUUCAGCUGCCCUCUGGUGGUCACCAUGCGCCCGGUGCCGGUCGGGCUGCUGGGUCCAGCCGUGGAGGCUACUCACCUGAACCCGCUGGCUCAUGGAGCUCCUGUCCAUGUAGGCGAGCCAGCUCUCCUGGGGAUAAAGGACCUGUCCACACCGCACUAUGGCGACCCGGUGGAGCUGCAGCCUGGAGACGUUCCUGUCUUCUGGGCCUGUGGAGUGACGGCUAUCGAGGCGAUCCUCAGCAGCAAACCGUCUCUGGCCUUCAGCCACUCGCCCGGCUGUAUGUUCCUGACCGACGUCCCAGACUCUCCUCCUCCGUCCAGCAGCGUGAGUCCAGACCCUGAGCUGAGCCCGCUCUGCUUCCAGGUAUCCCACAAUCCAUUGCUCUACAGCCUGGUGUCCAGGGCAGCGGUGGGAAAGAUCCGACAGCUGGAGCGCAUCAUCACAGACGACCCAGGUCAGAGAGGGAUCCGAGCUUUAUUCGUUCAGGAUGAGCUCCUGCACGCCUGCCUGGCGCUCUCCCACUCCUCCUCUGUUGCCAUAACGACUGGCUUCCCCACGCACUACAUGCACAGUCCUCCUGAUGAGACGGAUGGCCCGCCUGGAGCCAUCGCCAUGGCAACCAUGUUGCUGUCUCUGGGGAAACAGGUGACCCUGCUGACGGACAGCAGAGCGGUGGACAUGAAUCGAGCUCUGGUGGAUGAAGCCGUGAGGAAAGGAGUCCUCAAAGCUGCAAUCCCAUUGGUCACCUUUGAAGACAGAGGGCCUGACUCUGCACUGCACUUCCUGUGUCACCAUGGAGACCCCAGCAAACCCAGGUCAGACGAUGAAUGUCGCUGGUGAGGUGCAGACAGCUGA
Molecule: messenger RNA, 1910 nt
Organism: Fundulus heteroclitus (mummichog)
Lineage: Eukaryota; Metazoa; Chordata; Actinopteri; Cyprinodontiformes; Fundulidae
Gene: dglucy
Product: D-glutamate cyclase
Exons: 10
Coding region: 540-1895 (451 amino acids)
Biological process (GO): glutamate metabolic process
Molecular function (GO): D-glutamate cyclase activity
Source: RefSeq, a predicted model, not a curated record